This is a messenger RNA of Myotis daubentonii (Daubenton's bat), 1074 nucleotides long. Its product is annotated as protein FAM170A-like. The record is from RefSeq and is a predicted model, not a curated record. Gene Ontology annotation, biological process: fertilization. NCBI's taxonomy places the organism in Eukaryota, Metazoa, Chordata, Mammalia, Chiroptera, Vespertilionidae. Gene Ontology annotation, cellular component: nucleus.
AUGAAACAUAAAGAAAAAAAGAAACAUCUGGAAAGUAAGUAUUUCAUCAAAACUGCAAGGAUGUCAAGAGGCCCCUGCAAAGCCCAACAGGAUGCGCCUCAGUCGUUUGUGGAGGCCCCAGGCUGUAGUCAGGCAGCAGGAGAAAAUACAUCCUCCUCUGAAUAUUUCACCUGUGUGUCUUCACCAUACAAGCUUGCCCAUCAUGAGGAGGAUGGAUUCCAUCAAUUACAACAAAAUGUUUCCUAUCUUGCAGCCCUUAAUAUGCCUGUGUCCCAGUCAGGGCGGAAACGGAAGAUCAUGGAGGGGCACGUAGGAGGACCUGGCAACAUUCAAGGGGAUGUGCCUCAGACUCAGUCAUUCAUCGAGGCCCCAGGCUAUAAUCAGGCAGCAGGAGAAAAUGCAUCCUCCUCUGAAUAUUUCACCUGUGUUUCCUCACCAUCAAAGCUUCCCCGUCUUAAUGAAGAGGGAAUCAAGGAGAGACCUGUACCCAAGGACUUGGUGGAAACAAAGAGUUCCUCUGACUAUUCAUAUACCUAUAGUUCUUCACCUUCAGCUAGUAAUAAGGAGCCCUUUAUGUCCUCAGUACAUGGGACAGAUCUAAGGGUCAUGAAAAUUUACUAUACGCAUGUACAAAUGAAAAGGGGUGUGGCUGUCUUGUGCCAGACAGAGGAAGGAUGGGAGCCUCCCUCAAAAAAGACCAAAAUAGAAGAAAUGACCUAUAUUGAAGAGGUCCAUAAAAAUGUCCCCCUCUCUCACACGCCUGGGAAGAAUCUCCUAAUUGACCCUGAGCCCAGCGUAGACAGUCGAGCCCAAGAGAAGAGGGAGAAGGCUGACUGUCCCACAAAACCUCCAACUCAGGUGGUGCAUCGCAGGGUCUCAUUGCGGAAGGCCCUGGAGAGCGGGUUCAGGUGCAUGGCUUGCUGCCACGUAUUCCCUACCUUGGAGCUCCUUCAGGAGCAUGUGGAGAACGGCGUCAGGGAGGGCUUCAGCUGCCAUGUGUUUCAUCGCGCCAUGGCUCAUAUGAAAUACAAAAGGCUUAAGAGGAAGAACAAGAAACUUAUGAAAGCAACAUGA